Molecule: messenger RNA, 768 nt
Organism: Pseudoliparis swirei
Lineage: Eukaryota; Metazoa; Chordata; Actinopteri; Perciformes; Liparidae
Product: rhodopsin-like
Biological process (GO): G protein-coupled receptor signaling pathway
Cellular component (GO): photoreceptor outer segment; membrane
Molecular function (GO): G protein-coupled receptor activity
Source: RefSeq, a predicted model, not a curated record
CUGGUGUCUCUCUCUCUGCUGUCCUUGGAGCGGUACUCUGUGCUGCUCGGCAGAACCCUCUUGGACUCGGAGCCCUCUCAGUACCGCCGGGCCAGGCUCGCUGUAGCCGCCUCCUGGCUCUCCUCGCUGAUCUGGACUCUGCCAUCGCUGCUGGGCUGGAGCAGCUGCGGGCCGGAGGGUCCCGGCACCAUCUGCUCCGUUCAGUGGCACCAGCGCUCCACCGCAGCUCGCUCCUACAUCAACUGUUUGUUCAUCUUCUGUCUGCUGCUGCCACUGCUGCUCAUGUUCUUCUGCUACGGGAGGAUCUUGUUGGCUGUGCGUGCGUUGGCAAGACGGGUCACCAGGAUCAACCGAUCCUCAGCUGAGCGGAGGGAAGCCCGUGUCCUUCUAAUGGUGGUCUCCAUGGUGACAGGCUACCUAUUGUGCUGGAUGCCAUAUGCUGUGGUGGCGACGCUCGCCUCCUUUGGACAGCCGGUGGUGCCGCCUGCCGCCAGUUUAAUUCCAUCCCUGCUGGCAAAGACCAGCACCGUCCUCAACCCUGUUAUUUAUGUGCUGCUCAACAACCAGUUCUCCAGGUGUCUCCUGUACAUGAUCAGGUGCAGCUCAGAAGCCCCGCCCACCGUAGUUCACCAUACACAGCCCAGCAGAAGGGGUCCCCCCCCACCAACAGCGCAUGUCAUGUUCACAUCCAGAGAGCAGCAGGCACCUGCUCUGGUGCUAGUGGCUCAAUAUGCAGAGGGCAAAGUGGACCAUGUGGCUCCAUUUUGA